GGUGGCGGUGGCGGUGGCGGUGGCGGCGGCGGCGGCGGUGGCGACGACGACGACGACCGAGAAGAGCUCGUUUCGUCUCGCGGAUACCGGCGUAUAAGCCAGAUGGGAAUUUCUUUGCGAUACCUGACGCGAAGGCGACCGAACGAGAGAAACAGAGACCGAACGAGAGUAGGAGAAAGAAAGACCGCGCCGAAACUAACCACAAAUCUUUCCUUCCUCUUCGAGAACAAUGCCGGCUUUAGCUAUUUUUUUAAACGACCAUCCAAAUAGUUCCACCAUCUUUUUUCCACGACCAAUCGCAUCGUAGAAAAAAAUGUCGACAUCCUCCGUCGACAGCUCGACCAAUCAACGCGUCGCAACGCAAAACUUUUUAAACAACCGAUUGAUUUAUUUCGUUCGCCCUAACCAAUGAGAUCGAAAGAUCUUUUCGUUGCGCUUAAAGGCUAGGUGCACGUGCAUAUAGAAACGCGAACGUUUGCGCUUGCCAUCGCUUACGUUUAUCGCCAUCUUCGCAUAAAAUUUUUAAUCCGGUACGCGCGACCAAUGGCAGCCAAGCGUGUACGCGGUUCUCCGGGCGAAAACCCCGUACGAUCGAAACUGAUCGAAACUUUCUGAAACGUCGUAUCGAUUAGUUUCGAGAUAAAAGAACGACGAUCGACAAGCGAGGAACGAAAUGCGAUCCUUGACGACCCGUGUAACAAAUAUCGAAUCGAAUACGCAUCGAGUGACGCGUAACAUUUUUUAAAUCUUUCUUGCAUUGUCAUGUAACUCGCCGCCGUCGAGAUAUUGUAAACGCGUUGACCAAUCACGUGCGAGACAGAGAGAAUAAUUAAUCGGGAGCAUUACGAAUGAAAAAGUCAAUUUCCUGUCUGGCGAAAAACAUUGAAAAGAAGGGAAACGAGGAUCGUCGUUUCGAUCGCGUACGACGUAAUCGCGUAUUUCAACGAGAGACAAAGACGCGCGAAAUCGUCUCGUAAUUAUUCCAUCUACGUCGGUCGUACGAUCUCAACGUCUUUGAGAUCGCAAUGACGAACGACAAGGAGAGGCCCGAUUGUAACUCGCAGUUUCAGCGUCAUUACCGCUGGAACUUUUUCAAGAACUUAAAACUUCCAAAAGGCCAUUCGUGGGAGUUAAUACCACUGUUGGCAAUUAAAACAGCGCUAUUGUUUUCCAUCUCUUUCAUGUGCUACCACAGGAUGUUUGUGACUACGAUCGAUGUAACUCUCAGAGAUUAUCACCGAUUCGAAAUUCCCUCGGUACCACGAUUUUUCGACCUGCGCAACCCCCGUGUUCUCAAGUUAUGGUAUACGAAAAAACUCAAGCCGGCCAUUCAUCUGGACAAUCGAUAUCGACUCAUGAGACACGAGCCGAUGCUCGACGCCGAUGGAAAGGAAACCGACGAGAUCGGCGAGGACGAUUCGAUCGACAUAGAGGAACUGCUGAGGCAACAAGAAAAGGCUCCGGAAUAAACGAUUAAUUUAAAUCCAUUUCAAACUCGGCGGUAUAAAAUUUUGCUUUUGCUCGAAGAGCAGGGUCAAGGUAAAAUCUUUAAUGAGAAAUAAUAGAAAAAUCGGAGAGGUCGAUCCUCGAAGGACUCGCAACCCGAGUCGAGGAUUUAGGCACUCUUUAGAAGUCGUAAAGUACGAAAUUGUUCGAACCGGUGACCGUCUCGUUCCGACCUCUGAUCUUUCCUUUCGAAAUCUCCAAAAUCCCUUAGUUUUCCUCUCUCCUUUUCCCUCUCGCUUUCCCUGCUACCCGCGUCAACGUCAAAAUGAUUCUUUCGGACGCGCAAGAUUUGUGUAGAAUGAAAACUCCUCGUAGAAAUAAACGAACUAAAAGAAAAA
Molecule: messenger RNA, 1844 nt
Organism: Vespula pensylvanica (western yellowjacket)
Lineage: Eukaryota; Metazoa; Arthropoda; Insecta; Hymenoptera; Vespidae
Exons: 4
Coding region: 1026-1469 (147 amino acids)
Source: RefSeq, a predicted model, not a curated record